This is a messenger RNA of Astyanax mexicanus (Mexican tetra), 4403 nucleotides long. It is a transcript of the gene ppp4r3a, whose product is annotated as SMEK homolog 1, suppressor of mek1 (Dictyostelium). The record is from RefSeq and is a predicted model, not a curated record. Gene Ontology annotation, cellular component: nucleoplasm; protein phosphatase 4 complex. Bases 921 to 3377 code for a protein of 818 amino acids. Gene Ontology annotation, biological process: protein dephosphorylation; DNA damage response. Gene Ontology annotation, molecular function: protein phosphatase activator activity. Lineage: Eukaryota; Metazoa; Chordata; Actinopteri; Characiformes; Acestrorhamphidae. The transcript is spliced from 15 exons.
GGAAACCCCGUACAUGCUUUCUGAGGGGACCCAAGAUGGCCGAACACUUACAGUGGGGCUAAUAAUUACUCUCGUCCAGACGGCGCGGUUUGAUGGUGCUCGGCGGUUUGCCCGGGACGUUUGUUGUAGAGGGGAGUUUGUCGAGCUUGUCUGUUCAGCCGCUCCGGCUUCACACGCUCGUCUGCGUUUGAGGAAAGGCUGGUCCUUCCACGGCCCUCAGCCAGAACAUGGCGGAACACUUGGCCAAAAUAUAAGCGUUAGCUAGCGGGGCUGCGAGCUGCUGCCGCUGCCGCCUACUUAUCAUGAGCGCACGGAGCUGUGCGGGUUCCUACAGCCGCGUUCACACUUCCACAGGCAGGGCGGGAUUAUAAUGGGGCAGUAGAGGCGUUUCUUUCUCCUAAAUCAACUGUGUUAUUAGCGCUAGUCGGAAGAAUGUUUGGGGAGAGCAGAUAGCCCGCUAGCUAACAGCUAGCUCAGCUCGUUAGCAGUGGUGGUGGGCUCGGUUGGAGGAAUUAGGGCAGCUGAAAACGAGCCCCCUCUUCUCCUGUGAGCUGUGCGCUCCACCCGCGCAGAUAUCCCGGGUUCAGAGCCGGAGUCGGAGAGGAGAAACGCGGCUGUGGUCGGCGACUCGGCGAUACCGAAGGGCACUGACUAGCUAACUAUGCUGCUGCGGACGGAGUCAACACACACACAGACCGCUAGCUUAGCCUAGCCGGCUAAGGCUAGACUGACUGGAGCAGCGCGCUAGCAUCGACACCAGACGCAGCCGAGCGCUAGAGAGCUAAAUGUCGCGUUUCUACAGAGAAGACUAAACAAGAUACGCUUAAAGUAAAAGGGAGGGAGCCGCCUCCAACACCCAGAUUUAACCAGGAUAGUCUCACACCAUCACCUGCUCCAGUGUUUACAAGCGACUCGCAAGAAUGACUGACACUCGGCGGCGGGUGAAGGUCUACACUCUGAAUGAAGACCGGCAGUGGGAUGACCGAGGGACGGGCCAUGUGUCCUCCGGAUACGUCGAGAGACUCAAAGGCAUGUCGCUGUUGGUGCGCGCCGAAAGUGACGGGUCUCUGCUGCUGGAGUCAAAAAUUAACCCCAACACCGCCUAUCAAAAACAGCAGGACACAUUAAUUGUGUGGUCUGAAGCAGAAAACUAUGAUCUGGCCCUCAGUUUUCAGGAGAAAGCUGGCUGCGAUGAGAUCUGGGAGAAGAUAUGUCAGGUUCAAGGCAAGGACCCCUCAGUGGACAUUACCCAGGAGCUCAUUGAUGAGUCAGAGGAGGAGCGCUUUGAGGACAUGUCCUCCCCUGGGCUGGAGCUGCCUCCUUGUGAGCUCUCUCGUCUGGAGGAGGUGGCCGAGCUGGUAGCCUCGUCGCUGCCCUCGCCCCAACGGCGUGAAAAACUGGCCUUGGCACUGGAAAACGAGGGCUACAUUCGCAAGCUACUUGAGCUGUUUCGUGUAUGUGAAGACCUGGAGAACCGUGAAGGCCUACACCACCUGUAUGACAUCAUCAAGGGCAUAUUCUUGCUCAACCGCACUGCACUCUUUGAAGUCAUGUUCUCAGAAGAGUGCAUCAUGGACGUGAUUGGCUGCUUGGAGUUCGACCCGGCCCUGCCUCAGCCACGGCGCCACCGUGAGUUCCUUACAACUACAGCCAGGUUUAAAGAAGUCAUCCCCAUCACAGACCCAGAGUUACGUCAGAAGAUUCACCAGACAUACCGGGUCCAGUACAUCCAGGACAUGGUGCUGCCCACGCCGUCCGUGUUUGAGGAGAACAUGCUUUCCACCCUGCACUCCUUCAUCUUCUUUAACAAGGUGGAGAUUGUUGGAAUGCUCCAGGAUGACGAGAAGUUUCUAACGGAGCUCUUUGCACAGCUAACUGAUGAAGCCACAGAUGACGACAAACGGCACGAAUUGGUUAAUUUCCUGAAGGAGUUUUGUGCGUUUUCUCAGACUUUACAACCACAAAACAGAGAUGCUUUUUUUAAAACGCUCUCAAAUAUGGGCAUUCUACCAGCACUGGAAGUUAUCCUGGGGAUGGACGAUGUGCAGGUGCGAGGAGCAGCCACAGAUAUUUUCUCCUAUUUGGUAGAGUACAAUCCUUCUAUGGUGCGUGAAUUUGUCAUGCAGGAGUCCCAACAAAAUGAUGAUGAUAUCCUGUUGAUAAAUCUGAUCAUCGAACACAUGAUCUGUGAUACAGAUCCUGAGCUUGGAGGAGCUGUGCAACUAAUGGGGCUGCUAAGGACCCUGGUAGACCCUGAAAACAUGCUGGCAACUGCUAAUAAGACUGAAAAGACAGAAUUUUUAAGUUUCUUUUAUAAACAUUGUACGCAUGUGCUAUCUGCUCCACUUCUGGCCAAUACCACUGAGGAAAAACCCAGCAAAGAUGAUUUCCAGACAUGCCAGCUGUUGGCUCUGAUUGUAGAGCUCCUCACCUUUUGUGUCGAACAUCACACGUAUCACAUAAAAAAUUACAUCAUCAACAAAGACAUCCUCCGUCGAGUGCUGGUGCUCACUGCCUCCCAGCAUGCUUUUUUAGCACUAUGUUCUUUGCGUUUCAUGAGAAAAAUUAUAGGACUGAAAGAUGAGUUCUACAACCGUUACAUAAUGAGGAACUUCCUCUUUGAGCCAGUGGUCAAAGCGUUCCUCAACAACGGCUCGCGUUACAAUCUCAUCAACUCAGCCAUCAUAGAGAUGUUUGAAUAUGUCCGUGUGGAAGAUGUGAAAUCCCUAACGGCUCAUAUCAUAGAGAACUACUGGAAGGCCCUGGAGGAUGUUGACUAUGUACAGACAUUUAAGGGUCUCAAGCUCCGUUAUGAGCAGCAGCGGGAAAGGCAGGACAACCCCAAACUUGACAGCAUGCGGUCGAUUCUGCGGAACCACCGGUUCAGACGGGAUGCACGGACGUUGGAGGACGAAGAAGAGAUGUGGUUUAACACAGAUGAAGAUGACCUGGAGGACGGUGAGGCAGUGGUGCCCCCUUCGGAUAAGAUGAAGAAUGAUGAGGAUCUGAUGGAUCCCAUUAGCAAGUUCAUGGAAAGAAAGAAAUUGAAAGAAUCAGAGGAGAAAGAAGUUUUGACGGGAAAGUCAAGCCUGUCCGGGCGACAGAGUCCUAGUUUUAAGCUAUCUUUCUCUAGUUCGCCUAAGUCUAGUUUGUCCUCGCCGCCCACAGCCUCUCUCCACCCUGGCUCACCAGGAUCUCCCGGAUCUCCUGGUACGGGGGCCAGAAACUCCCCGCCUAUGGCAGCUGUCACCACUAAGAGUGGUUUGGUGGGACUGGUGGACUAUCCGGACGACGAUGAGGAGGAUGAGGAUGAGGACGAUUCAGACAGUAAAGAGGGGAGUCCUCCACUGUCCAAGAAAUCAAAGCUGAGCUCUUAAAGCACUCCCUGCCCAAAUUGCCAUGGUAAAGCUCAGAAGGGAGCCUUAUCCACAGAUUUCUUUCAGCGCUCAGCCUCGAACUCAAAACUGAACCAAUAUGAAUGAAAAAAAAGAAUGAAUGGAUUAAAAAGAACGACUGCUGCCCCCCACCCCCACCUGCCGGAAUCCAAGGGGUGCAAUGUGAGGGAUGGAGAAAGGGAGAGCUAGAGAGAGGGAGGAAAAGUAACGACCUCCAACCGAAUAAAGGUGAAAAUCUUCAUGUGGAGAGUUAAAGUGCCAAUUGGAGACAGAAGCAGAGGGAAAGACUUGAAGUGGACAGAGAGAGAAGACAAGGAGAUAAAACUGGUUUUGGACAAAUGAUUUAAAAGGAUUUAAUAAACAAAAAUAAUAAUUUCAAAAAGCUAAAGUACUUGGGGGUGAAAGACCUCACAUACAUUACACACACGCACGCACACUGAGACUGGCGCCCACACACAGAGCGUCCCAGGCUCGGACCAGGACACACUGCCCCCCGCCCCUCUCAGGGAAGGACGUCACAUGACCCAAAUGGGCCAGCCAAUCCUGAACCACCACCCACCUUUGCUGACUCCAUCUCCAUUUCUUUCUCUCCUUCCUCUACCCCUUUUCUGCCCUCCUUUCCCCUUAUUUUUCUUUCUGCGUUCGGUCUUUUUCUUUUCUUUAUUUGUUUCUGGAGCCUGACAGCAGACUAGAACAGCAGAGCAGUCUGGGUUGUCAUUGUUAAUGAUGUCAUCGUUGUCCUCGUGGCUCAGCGGAAAUUCUUCCUCUUUCAAAGCCAGCGGUUUCCUCAUUUUUUUCCUCGUUCUGUUCUUCUCUUCCUCUCCCUUUUUUUAAAUAAAAAAGAGACCUGCCUUUAAAUGUUCAGGACGUUUUCAGUCGCACUUGAACAGGUUUUUAAAACCUCAUUAGGGGGAAGAGUUAGUUUUACCCUUUUUUUGCCCUUUGAAACUGCAGAUUUUUUGGAAAAAUUUGUAAGCCCGUCUUGAUUAAAGAUUGAGUGGAACUCUA